CGGCUAAACCUGUCUGUGCUCAUCGUACUCAUGUGACGACUUGUCGUCAAUAUCUACUUUGUUGGUUGUCUGAACUGUCAGAAAAAAACGAAUUUUAAAUUAAUUAGAUUGGUAUUAUUUUCUUAAAAAUGGGAGCUUCAUCUGCACCUAUAUUAAUUUUUACAUUAUUUUGGGGAGCAAUUGGAAUUGCAUUACCUAUUUUUGUUCCCAAAGGACCUAAUCGUGGAAUCUUGCAAGUGAUCUUAAUGCUAACAGCUUUCACAUGUUGGUUAUUCUGGUUAUGCUGUUACAUGGCCCAAAUGAAUCCUUUAAUUGGGCCAAAAAUAAAAAACACGACACUUUUAUUGAUGGCAACAGAAUGGAAUGACUACACUCCCAAAUAAGACCAAUUUCUUCAUGUAUAUAUAUAUAAUUGUAAAUAAAUAAAGUUUAUAAAUAUUGCCAUGUAUUACAUUGUUACAAUGAGAUGAGGCAAGAUAAUAUAACAAUAUUAAUCACUUGUAGAAUCAACUUUUGAAAUGUGUUAGUUGGCUUGAUAUAAAACCUUCCAUAAAAUAUAAAAAUAAUUUUUCAGACUUAUUUUAUUGUUUUUCUUAACAAAGUGUUCAAUAAUUGAUGAUUGUAUAUUUAAUUUAAAAAUUGUACUGUCUUAUUCUUGCUUAUAUAUAGUUUGUCAAGAAUGUUAUAAUAAUUAUAUGUAUGUCAAUAUGUAUGUAUAAAUACGUGUUAUUGAAUCACAGAAUAAAUGAAAAAUAAAUACA
Molecule: messenger RNA, 761 nt
Organism: Leptopilina boulardi
Lineage: Eukaryota; Metazoa; Arthropoda; Insecta; Hymenoptera; Figitidae
Product: V-type proton ATPase subunit e 2-like
Exons: 4
Coding region: 129-383 (84 amino acids)
Biological process (GO): proton transmembrane transport
Cellular component (GO): proton-transporting V-type ATPase, V0 domain; plasma membrane proton-transporting V-type ATPase complex
Molecular function (GO): proton-transporting ATPase activity, rotational mechanism
Source: RefSeq, a predicted model, not a curated record